UAUAGCCGGGCGCUGGGCGGCCGGGCGCAGAGUGCUCGGGAAGCCGGAGAGGAGGCGGCACGGCGGUGGCGCUGCAGAGACCAAGUCGAGACGCCAGGCGGCCGCCGGCGCGCAAGGCGCUUUCCAACUCCCUCCCGCGAGGGUACAGCCCGCCUCCUUCGGCGGCGCCUGCAGCCGCGGGCUCGCUCUCGCCUCCAGAGCUCACUCCGGGAGCUGCUCCGCGGGUGGCGGGCGCGGAGUCCGCGACGUGGGGAUCGUGAGGCCGCGGCGAUCCGCCCGCGGUAACCAGCCCGCGAGCCAGAGUUCCAUGCGCGCUCCUUUCGCCCGGGCAGUCGCUGUUGCUUCCUGGGGCUGAGACGUCCGCUCCGUCCCCUCCCUACCCGGUGACCGAGGCAAGAACCCAGCCGGUCGUGUACUGUGGCCGGUCGCCACUGUUGAGUGGAAACAAAAUGUCCGUCAGCGUGCACGAGAACCGCAAGUCCAGGGCCAGCAGUGGCUCCAUUAACAUCUAUCUGUUCCACAAGUCCUCCUACGCGGACAGUGUCCUCACUCACCUGAACCUGUUACGCCAGCAGCGUCUCUUCACCGACGUCCUUCUCCAUGCCGGAAAUAGGACCUUCCCGUGUCACCGGGCGGUGCUGGCCGCGUGCAGCCGCUACUUCGAAGCCAUGUUCAGCGGCGGCCUGAAGGAGAGCCAGGACAGCGAAGUCAACUUCGACAACUCCAUCCACCCGGAAGUCUUGGAGCUGCUCCUCGACUACGCUUACUCCUCCCGGGUCAUCAUCAAUGAAGAAAACGCGGAAUCACUCCUGGAAGCUGGUGACAUGCUGGAGUUUCAAGACAUCCGGGAUGCCUGCGCCGAGUUCCUAGAGAAGAACCUGCACCCCACCAACUGCCUGGGCAUGCUGCUGCUGUCUGACGCGCACCAGUGCACCAAGCUGUACGAGCUCUCCUGGAGGAUGUGUCUCAGCAAUUUCCAGACCAUCAGGAAGAACGAAGAUUUCCUCCAGCUGCCCCAGGACAUGGUAGUGCAGCUCUUGUCCAGUGAAGAGCUGGAGACGGAAGACGAAAGACUUGUGUACGAGUCUGCAAUUAACUGGAUCAGCUACGACCUGAAGAAGCGCUACUGCUAUCUCCCGGAGCUGUUGCAGACGGUGAGGCUGGCUCUGCUACCGGCCAUCUAUCUCAUGGAGAAUGUGGCCAUGGAGGAGCUCAUCACCAAGCAGAGGAAGAGCAAGGAGAUCGUGGAAGAGGCCAUCAGGUGCAAGCUGAAAAUCCUGCAGAACGACGGCGUGGUGACCAGCCUCUGUGCCCGGCCCCGGAAAACUGGCCAUGCCCUCUUCCUCUUGGGAGGACAGACUUUCAUGUGUGACAAGCUGUAUCUGGUCGACCAGAAGGCCAAAGAGAUCAUUCCCAAGGCCGACAUCCCCAGCCCAAGAAAAGAAUUCAGUGCCUGUGCAAUUGGCUGCAAAGUAUACAUUACUGGGGGGCGAGGGUCUGAGAAUGGAGUCUCGAAAGAUGUCUGGGUUUAUGAUACCCUGCAUGAGGAGUGGUCCAAGGCGGCCCCCAUGCUGGUGGCCAGGUUUGGCCAUGGCUCUGCUGAACUGAAGCACUGCCUGUACGUGGUCGGGGGGCACACUGCCGCCACUGGCUGCCUCCCGGCCUCCCCCUCAGUCUCUCUAAAGCAAGUAGAACAUUAUGACCCCACAACCAACAAAUGGACCAUGGUGGCCCCUCUCCGAGAAGGGGUCAGCAAUGCCGCCGUGGUGAGUGCCAAGCUCAAGCUGUUUGCUUUCGGAGGUACCAGCGUCAGUCAUGACAAGCUCCCCAAGGUUCAGUGUUACGAUCAGUGUGAAAACAGGUGGACGGUCCCGGCCACCUGUCCCCAGCCCUGGCGUUACACGGCGGCAGCUGUGCUGGGUAACCAGAUUUUUAUUAUGGGGGGAGAUACCGAGUUCUCCGCCUGCUCUGCUUAUAAAUUCAAUAGCGAGACUUAUCAGUGGACCAAGGUGGGAGACGUGACAGCAAAGCGCAUGAGCUGCCACGCUGUGGCCUCCGGAAACAAACUCUACGUGGUUGGAGGGUACUUUGGCAUUCAGCGAUGCAAAACUCUGGACUGCUACGAUCCAACGUUGGAUGCGUGGAACAGCAUAACCACGGUCCCGUACUCGCUUAUCCCUACUGCGUUUGUCAGUACCUGGAAACAUCUGCCCUCUUAAACACAGUGCAUCCUAAAGAGAGUGAGCAUAAGCUGACUCCAUCCCUCAAUGAGACAAGAUGGGAUUUCUACUUUGGAGAGGCCAAGUUGAAUGAAGAGAA
Molecule: messenger RNA, 2319 nt
Organism: Physeter macrocephalus (sperm whale)
Lineage: Eukaryota; Metazoa; Chordata; Mammalia; Artiodactyla; Physeteridae
Gene: ENC1
Product: ectodermal-neural cortex 1
Exons: 3
Coding region: 450-2219 (589 amino acids)
Molecular function (GO): protein binding
Source: RefSeq, a predicted model, not a curated record